AUCCCUCUUGGUUUUGAUUACGAGAUCUCGCUGAGAAACCGAUAGAGAACAUUUCAUCACUAUCCUUAACAAAUUUUCGUUUUCAUUUUUCAUUUUUUUUUCCCCACGAGGACACUGCAAACUUAUGUGUCAUUCUAUUUAGCCUCUAGUCUAGAUUCCUAUUACCCAUUACCUCUUUUAGUUUGCCUUUAUCUAUCCAGAUACCUUAAUUCCGACUCGAGCAAACAACAAAGCAAAAAUGAAGUGGUUGUCACUUGCCCUUGCGACAUACGUCGGGCUUGUCACAGCUCACGGUGACCACGCCAUCCCCCACGUAGUAGGAGGACGACAGAUUCUUGCGGAGCUUCGGGCACGCGGUGUACUCAGGAGCCACAAUCAUCAUGCGCGACAUGCAGAGGCAGCCCCAGCUACCUCUCAAAACAGCCAAAGGCUCGUUACUCGCCAGGCCAAUGGUGGUAAUACUAGUGGUGAAUGUGGCAAAGGCUUUGGCUCAUGCGCUUCUGGAUACUGCUGUUCUCCUGCCGGAUGGUGUGGCAACACCCCGGCCUAUUGCAAUGCCCCCGAUUGUCAGAUCAACUAUGGUUCCGGCUGUGACGCACUCAAGAAGCCCAGUGGAACUGAUACAACCAACAUCCCAAGGCCACUCGUCGGCACUGUGGCGUAUGGUGGCCUGGGCAUCUAUGACUGUGUUACCCAGGGUGAUAUUGCCCUGACCUUUGACGACGGUCCAUACAAGUAUACUGGAGAUCUCCUAGACAUUUUCAAGCGAUAUCAAAUGGUGGCUACUUUCUUUGUUACUGGUAACAACAUAGGCAAGGGCAUGAUCAACGAUCGCACCAAGCCCUGGGCUGGAUAUAUCCAGCGCAUGAUUGCCGAGGGCCAUCAAGUCGCCAGCCAUACAUGGUCUCACCAGAACGCCAGCCAGUUGAACGAUGACCAGUACAGACAGCAAAUGCACUAUAACGAGAUUGCUCUUGCUGACAUCAUUGGAUACUUCCCGACUUACAUGAGGCCACCUUACUCAAUCUGCGAGAGCAACUGCCAACGGCUCUUGACCGAGCUUGGUUAUCAUGCCAUCUACUUCGAUCUUGAUACUGAAGGCUACCUCCACGAUACUCCAGAAGGAGCCCAGAUUGGUAAGGACAUUUGGGACAAGGCUGUCGGGCCAGCCAACCCUGCCGACAGGAGUUUCCUCCAAAUCGAGCACGACCUGCAGUACCAGUCCGUCUACAACUUGACAGAGUACUUCCUCAAGUCCAUCCAGGCCAAAGGAUUCAGGAGCGUGCCCGUAGGCGUCUGUCUUGGCGAUGACCCGGCCAACUGGUACCGCAAGGUCAGCAAGGAUGUUCCCACCGUAUGGCCACCUGCAGGUGUCACUGUAGCAACUCCCACCGGCACGCCGCCCACUCCCAGCUCUUCCGGAUCACCUACUCCCAGCGGCGGCCUCAAAGUCAGCACCGACGCGUCAUGCGGUAAUGGUGUCACCUGCCAGGGAUCCACGUUUGGCAACUGCUGCAGCGUCCACGGCUGGUGUGGCAGCACCGACUCCUACUGUGGCGAUGGAUGUCAGCCAGGUUUUGGCACCUGUUCUAACGCUUACCUCUUCCAGCAGCUCGGUCGCAUCAUCAUCCGUCUCAAGCUCCUCUUCAACAUCUGCUUCCCCCACCAGCGUAUCCACUACGUCUGCUUCAUCUAGCCAAUCGAGUACCUCUACUUCUACCAUCGUUCCCCUGGACACAUCUUCCAUCGAUUCCACCUCCACUAGCGCCUCAAGCACGUCUGCAUCUGUCAGUUCGUCCACCGCGACAGACAGCACCGCCUCUACCUCUAGUGCUACUUCCUCCGCCAUCACGUCUAGCACA
Molecule: messenger RNA, 1862 nt
Organism: Pyricularia oryzae 70-15
Lineage: Eukaryota; Fungi; Ascomycota; Sordariomycetes; Magnaporthales; Pyriculariaceae
Exons: 6
Coding region: 239-1696 (485 amino acids)
Biological process (GO): carbohydrate metabolic process
Molecular function (GO): hydrolase activity, acting on carbon-nitrogen (but not peptide) bonds; chitin binding
Source: RefSeq, a predicted model, not a curated record